GGAAGAGGUCUGGAAUUAAUUUAAGUCGCAGCUGCAGAAACUAUCGGAAGCCUGCAUCCCAAGAAAGGGGAAAAAAACCAUAGGCAGGAGUUGUAGACCAAGCUGGAUGAGCAAGCAUCUCAGAGAGGUGAUUAAGAAAAAGCAGAAAGCUUUCCUUGCUAAUCCUACCCUUCUUCCACUCCUUGUAGGCUAUCUUAGUGAGGUCAGAACAUGUAGGGAUAAAGUGAGAAAGGCUAAAAGCCAAGUAGAGUUGAACCUUGCAAAGGGAAUUAAAACCAAUAGUAAAAGGUUCUAUAGCCAUAUAAAUAAGAAGAAAACAAAGAAAGAAGUGGGACCGCUACACACUGAGGAUGGAAAGGAGGUUAAGGAUAACCUAGGCAUGGCCCAAUAUCUAAAUAAGUACUUUGCCUCAGUCUUUAAUAAGGCUAAUAGGGAGCUUAGGGGUAAUGGAAGGAUGACAAAUGGGAAUGAGGAUAUGGAGGUGGAUAUUACCACAUCUGAGGUAGAAGCCAUACUUGAACAGCUUAAUGGGACAAAAUCGGAGGGCCUGGACAAUCUUCAUCCGAGAAUAUUAAAGGAACUGGCGCAUGAAAUUGCAAGCCCGUUAGCGAGAAUUUUUAAUGAAUCAGUAAACUCAUGGGUUGUACCGUACGACUGGAGAAUUGCUAACGUAGUUCCUAUCUUUAAGAAAGGGAGAAAGAGUGAUCCGAGUAACUAUAGGCCUUAUGUAAGGUCUUGGAAAAAAUUUUGAAGGAGAAAGUAGUUAAGGACAUUGAGGUCAAUGGUAAUUGGGACAAAUUACAACAUGGUUUUACUAAAGGUAGAUCGUGCCAAACCAACCUGAUCUCCUUCUUUGAGAAGGUGACAGAUUAUUUAGACAAAGGAAAUGCAGUAGACCUAAUUUACCUCGAUUUCAGUAAGGCAUCUGACACGGUUCCACAUGGGGAAUUAUUAGUCAAAUUGGAAAAGAUGGGGAUCAAUAUGAAAACUGAAAGGUGGAUAAGGAACUGGUUAAAGGGGAGACUACAACGGGUCGUACUGA
Gopherus flavomarginatus (Mexican gopher tortoise) is the source of this 1042-nucleotide messenger RNA. RefSeq lists its product as uncharacterized. The coding region runs from base 107 to 751 and encodes 214 amino acids. The record is from RefSeq and is a predicted model, not a curated record. Lineage: Eukaryota; Metazoa; Chordata; Testudines; Testudinidae. The transcript has 2 exons.